AUGUCUGGUCGAGGAAAAGCAGCUAAGAGUGGAAAGAGCACAAGCAAAAGCAGGUCUGUGCGAGCCGGUUUGCAGUUUCCUGUUGGGCGCAUACACCGCUUUCUUCGAAAAGGUUUGCUCUGAAUUUCUGUUAUAAAAGGUCUUGUAACGUCCCAAUGGUCGCUUGUUGUAGAAGUGUGAAUUAUAGUUAUCACAAAUUCAUUUUAUUACAAAAGAACUGUUCUCUACUCCCACACUGUUGAAUGUCUCCCCUCGUAGCAUUUUCCUCUUUGAGUACAAUUUUGAAAAUACGUUUUGUCCGUCAAAUUCUCUCAGUAGAAGAGCUUCUUUAAAAACUGACCUUUCUCUCCGCUUUAUCUUAGCACGUGUUCUCAGUUUUUAAAAGGAGACAUUCCAAUUGAAAAUAGUUGACUAUUUCUCUACUGCAGGACAGUACGCCCAGCGUGUUGGUAAUGGAGCGCCCGUUUACCUCGCAGCAGUGCUGGAAUACCUCUCGGCGGAAGUCCUAGAACUGGCUGGAAACGCAGCUCGGGACAACAAGAAAUCCCGUAUCAUCCCGCGCCAUUUGCAGCUGGCUGUGCGAAACGACGAGGAGCUUAAUCAGCUUUUGUCCCACGUGACCAUAGCAGAUGGCGGCGUACUGCCAAAUAUUCAAGCUGUGCUACUUCCUAAGAAGACAGCCUCCAAAUCUGGAGGUUCAAAGAUAGGAAACUCGAGCCAAAGCCAAGAAUACUGA
Messenger RNA from Porites lobata, 736 nucleotides. The record is from the annotation of a GenBank genome assembly. Lineage: Eukaryota; Metazoa; Cnidaria; Anthozoa; Scleractinia; Poritidae.